Molecule: messenger RNA, 963 nt
Organism: Hevea brasiliensis (rubber tree)
Lineage: Eukaryota; Viridiplantae; Streptophyta; Magnoliopsida; Malpighiales; Euphorbiaceae
Exons: 11
Coding region: 16-963 (315 amino acids)
Source: RefSeq, a predicted model, not a curated record
ACAUCUGACCUGGAAAUGCGACCAUUAUGGGGCCAUCAGCAUAAGGACCCAAAGAAACCAACUAACUUACUGGCCAUGGCUGUGGGAAUAAAACAAAAAGAGAACGUUAACAAAAUUGUCAAGAAGUUUCCUUCAAGUGACUUCGUUGUAAUGCUUUUCCAUUACGAUGGAAUUGUGGAUGAAUGGAAAGAUUUAGAAUGGAGCCGCCACGCCAUACACCUAGCCGCUACCAAUCAAACCAAGUGGUGGUUUGCAAAGCGUUUUUUACACCCAGAUAUUGUUUCAGAGUAUUCUUUUAUCUUCUUGUGGGAUGAAGAUAUUGGAGUUGACAACUUCGAUCCUGGAAGAUACCUUAAGAUUAUUAAAGAAGAAAGGUUUGAGAUAUCACAACCAGCACUUGAUCCUAACAGGUCAGAGGUGCAUCAUCAACUGACAAAGAGACACAAGGGAUCAAGAGUUCACAGGAGGGUAAACAGGAGGAUUGGCAGGUCAAGGUGCGAUAAAAAUGUCACAGGUCCUCCGUGCUCUGGGUUUGUAGAAAUGAUGGCUCCUGUUUUCUCAAAAGCAUCCUGGCGCUGUGCUUGGUACAUGAUUCAGAAUGACUUGGUUCAUGGAUGGGGCGUGGAUUUUCAGCUUGGUUACUGUGCACAGGGUGAUCGGACAAAAAACAUAGGGAUUGUUGAUUCUGAGUACAUAAUUCAUUAUGGUCUUCCUACACUUGGAGGUUCUGCAGAGAACAAGGCACAGCCAUUGUCGAAGCAACCUCAUGAUAGACAAAUGGUGAGUGUAAGCUUUCAGGCCUCUUCUGUUGUUAAGUUUAAUGGGCUUAAUUACCCUGAAUGGAGUGAACAAAUUCAGUUUCACUUGGGUGCUCUAGAUCUUGAUUUGGCAUUGUUGGAAGAUAAGCCCACUGCUCUCACUAAUUCUAGCAGCAAUGAACAGAGAUCUUUCUAUAAAGUUUAG